Messenger RNA from Necator americanus (New World hookworm), 381 nucleotides. RefSeq lists its product as uncharacterized. The transcript has a single exon. NCBI's taxonomy places the organism in Eukaryota, Metazoa, Nematoda, Chromadorea, Rhabditida, Ancylostomatidae. Gene Ontology annotation, molecular function: single-stranded DNA binding; histone H3K36 methyltransferase activity; single-stranded DNA endonuclease activity. Bases 1 to 381 code for a protein of 126 amino acids. Gene Ontology annotation, cellular component: condensed chromosome; site of double-strand break; nucleus. Gene Ontology annotation, biological process: double-strand break repair via nonhomologous end joining; DNA integration; mitotic DNA integrity checkpoint signaling. The record is from RefSeq and is a predicted model, not a curated record.
AUGGCCGAAAAUUCCACGCAUAUUCAACACGUACUCCUUCACAAGUUCGAAUUUGGCCACACCGCUGCUGAAGCCCAUCGAAACUUAAGUCAAGUAUUUGGUACUGAAUCCCCUUCUGAGCGGUCUGUGCGCGCCUGGUUUCAGCGCUUCAAAGCCGGAAACAAGAAACUCGAAGAUGAGCCUCGCUAUGGUCGACCGACUGCAAUAUCGUUCGACGAACUGAAAAAUCUAGCGGAGCAGCAUCCAUAUGAAGGUGUGCGGUAUUUUGCUGGCAGUCUUGGCUGCUCGCUGUCCACCGUGAACUAUGGACUGCGAUCUCCCGGAAUGGUGAAAAAGUUCGGUCAAUGGCUCCCACAUGCACUGAGCGACGGCAACCGCUAA